Hirsutella rhossiliensis is the source of this 897-nucleotide messenger RNA. Its product is annotated as mitochondrial carrier protein. The record is from RefSeq and is a predicted model, not a curated record. Gene Ontology annotation, biological process: transmembrane transport. The transcript has 7 exons. Lineage: Eukaryota; Fungi; Ascomycota; Sordariomycetes; Hypocreales; Ophiocordycipitaceae. The coding region runs from base 1 to 897 and encodes 298 amino acids.
AUGUCGCAGGAAAAGCCGCUCCCCUUCAUCUACCAGUUCGCCGCAGGCGCCAUUGCCGGCGUCUCGGAGAUCUUGAUCAUGUAUCCGUUGGAUGUCGUCAAGACCCGAGUACAACUGCAAACCGGCAAGGGCGCCGGCGCCGAGGCAUACAAUGGCAUGUUGGAUUGCUUCCGCAAGAUCAUCAAGCAUGAAGGCUUCUCCCGGCUCUAUCGCGGCAUCUCCGCUCCCAUCCUCAUGGAGGCUCCCAAGCGAGCCACCAAGUUCGCCGCCAACGACGAGUGGGGUAGGGCCUAUCGCAAGAUGUUCGGCAUGCCCCAGAUGACCCAGUCGCUCUCCGUCCUGACCGGAGCCUCGGCCGGCGCUACCGAGUCCUUCGUCGUCGUCCCCUUCGAGCUUGUCAAGAUCCGCCUGCAGGACAAGGCCUCGGCCGGCAAAUACAAUGGCAUGAUCGACUGCGUCGUCAAGACGGUCCGCAACGAAGGCCCCCUGGCCUUGUACCAGGGUCUGGAGAGUACCAUGUGGCGGCAUAUCCUCUGGAACGCCGGCUACUUUGGCUGCAUCUUCCAGGUCCGCCAGUUGAUGCCCCAGGCCCAGAACAAGCGUGGCCAGAUGGUCAACGACCUCAUCUCCGGCUCCAUCGGAGGCACCAUCGGCACCAUGGUCAACACCCCCUUGGACGUCGUCAAGAGCCGAAUCCAGAAUACGCCCAGGAUCCCCGGCCAGGUCCCCAAGUACAACUGGGCAUUCCCUUCGGUUCUCACGGUGCUCAAGGAAGAAGGCGCUGGCGCCUUGUACAAGGGAUUCCUGCCCAAGGUGCUGCGACUUGGACCCGGAGGAGGCAUCCUCCUCGUCGUCUUUACCACUGUCAUGGAUACCUUCCGCAAGUGGCACUCAUAA